CACCGUCGAUAUGCCCACGGUGUGCCAACUGAACCCGGUGUUGGCGGGCAGUGCGCUGCUGGUCGGCUUUGGGCUGUUUAGCCUGCUGCGCUCCAGCCCAGGAGGGUAUGGCAAACGGGCUGAAUGCCUGUUGCCCUUGGCCACCCAGUUGCCUGCCCGCAUAGCCUGGUUCCUCCAGGAGCUCCCCUCUUUCGUGGUGCCCGCUGGGCUGCUUGCCUGGCAGGGCCCGCUCUUUGGCCCACCAGGGACCUUACUGCUUGGCCUUUUCUGCGGACAUUACUUCCACAGGACAUUCAUUUAUGCCUUCCUUACCAGAGGAAGGCCCUUCCCACUAGCAACAUUUAUUUGUGCCCUUAUCUUCUGUACCCUGAAUGGCUUCCUUCAAGGAUACUAUUUAAUUUACUGUGCUGAGUACCCUGAUGAAUGGUUCACUGAUGUCCGAUUUACUUCAGGUAUCCUUUUAUUUUUCUUGGGAAUGGCAAUCAACAUUCACAGUGACUAUCUAUUGCGCCAGCUCAGAAAGCCAGGAGAAAUUUCCUAUAAGAUUCCACAAGGAGGCUUGUUCACUUAUAUUUCUGGAGCCAAUUACUUUGGUGAGAUUGUGGAAUGGAUUGGCUAUGCCAUGGCAACCUGGUCAUUCCCAGGCCUGGCCUUUGCCUUUUUCUCGUUAUGUUUUCUUGGAAAACAAGCUUAUUACAGUCACAGGUUCUAUCUCAAGAAGUUUCAAGACUACCCUAAGUCUCGGAAAGCCCUAAUUCCUUUCAUCUUCUAAAACCACAGAUGAUAGAAAAGAAUGGAAAACUUUCAAGCUGCUGAACUUCACAACUGAGUCACACUGUAAAUAAUAAUAAUGAUGAUAAUAAUAAUAGCCUUUAUAUAGGGCUUUUACAUUU
Messenger RNA from Phascolarctos cinereus (koala), 893 nucleotides. RefSeq names its product steroid 5 alpha-reductase 2 (gene SRD5A2). Gene Ontology annotation, biological process: steroid biosynthetic process. Gene Ontology annotation, cellular component: membrane. The record is from RefSeq and is a predicted model, not a curated record. NCBI's taxonomy places the organism in Eukaryota, Metazoa, Chordata, Mammalia, Diprotodontia, Phascolarctidae. Gene Ontology annotation, molecular function: 3-oxo-5-alpha-steroid 4-dehydrogenase activity.